Molecule: messenger RNA, 1207 nt
Organism: Eremomyces bilateralis CBS 781.70
Lineage: Eukaryota; Fungi; Ascomycota; Dothideomycetes; Eremomycetales; Eremomycetaceae
Product: NAD(P)-binding protein
Exons: 5
Coding region: 218-1114 (298 amino acids)
Molecular function (GO): oxidoreductase activity
Source: RefSeq, a predicted model, not a curated record
AUCGCUGACGUCAGGGUGAUGUGACGGCCGUGGGACACCCAAGAACAUCGACGGCAUUAAGGCGCCUAUAAAACCGAAGUAUUAGCUGCAGGCCAUAUAGAGCAUAUUGCAAACACCCUCCUCGCUCAAUUGAAUUCCAUCUCUCAUCUCUCAAUUUAGUCAAUUAACGCCGCAUUCUUAUUUAAACUCAUAUCGAACCUCGACUGAAAUACUGCAAAUGGCUGAAAGUCAGUUUGAAAAAGGUCAUCAAAUCCCUCCCCAUAAUCAGGAGAGACCUGGAAAACAGAAAGACAUGCAGGAUCCGAAGCCUGUAUCUACCCAGCUACCGACAGAGGAUGGUGACUAUCAGAAGUACAAAGCCGCUGGAAAGCUAGAGGGCAAAAAGGCAAUCAUCACCGGUGGGGACUCUGGCAUCGGCCGUGCUAUUGCCAUCCUCUUUGCCAUGGAGGGAGCCGACUCGUUGAUUGUCGAACUUCCCGACGAAGAGGAAGACGCCCAGGAGACAAAGAAGCGGGUGGAAGAGCAUGGCCGCAAGUGCUAUUUGCUCGCGACUGACAUUAAGGAGAAAGAAAACUGUAAGAAGAUCAUUGAUACUGCGUUGGACAAGCUUGGUGGUGUGAAUAUUCUGGUCAACAAUGCUGGUACCCAGAUUCAAGUUGAGAAGAUCAAGGAUCUGACCGAACAUACUUGGGAAGAUACUUUUGCAACAAACAUCAACCCAGUAUUCUACCUCUCUAAAUACGUCUUGCCUCAUCUAAAGUCUGGCGAUACCAUCAUCAACAAUGCCUCCAUCAACGCUUAUGUCGGGCGCCCUGAUCUGCUCGAUUACACAUCCACAAAGGGAGCCAUCGUCUCAUUCACGCGGGCUCUGUCGAAUCAGGUAGCCGGCGAAGGUAUUCGUGUCAAUUGUGUCUGCCCAGGUCCAGUCUGGACUCCGCUUAUUCCUGCUACCAUGACCAAAGAAACUCAAAAAGGGUUCCAUCAGACCCCAAUGGGCCGUGCUGGUCAGCCGAGUGAGGUUGCGACCUGUUUUGUGUUCCUGGCUAGCCAAGACAGCAGUUUUAUCUCUGGCCAGAGCUUGCACCCGAAUGGUGGAGUUGUCGUGAACGGAUAGUGGACAGCUCCAUGUUCCUUGACUCAGAUGUGCACUAUAGAAAUAUUAGAAGAGUACCCUUGGCAUGAAUGUACGCUGGACAUAGAGGAAAUC